AUGCAAUAUUAAAAUUUGACUUCGAUAUCCAUUUGCAAAAUUUAUUUAUUAAGUCAACAAUCAAGAAAUUUAAUCUCAAAAAUAGAUUUGAAUCUUCAAAUAAAAUGCAAGGAUUUAGACAUAAUAUUGAUUGGAACGGUGAUCUAGAUUUAUCUAUUUAAGUAGGUUAAAAUGAUUUAAAAACAAGCAGCACAUGCUAAAAUGAUUUAAAACAAAAUCAUUAAUGUUAAAUAGCCUGAUACUUUUUAACUUCUCAAGAGGUAUUCUAUUUAACUACUUAGUUUAGGAUGGUCUGCAAUCGUUCAAAUAUUUCAAAAAGCAAAAUAUUUGCUUUAAUUAUUGUUUAUCAUAAUAAUCAUUUUCCUAACUGGACAGUUCAAUAAAGUCUAUUUGAUGAGAAAAAUUAAUAAUUCAGAAUAACAAAUUUUACAUUUCUAAUCCCUUUCUAUACAUAACCUUAUCUUUUUAGACUAUCGAAACAUAGAAUUGCCAAAAUCAUGAUAAGCAAAACUAAUAUUAAACUCUCUCUAUAAAUUAGCCUCCUUAAAGCUAAAAAUUGUUGUUCACUCAUUCAAAUGACAUAACAUUAUCUGAUCUUGUAGUAGCAAAUAUUUGGGACUUAUCAAAUGAUUCACUUUAUACAAAUUUGUUUAAGGUAUUUUUGA
Molecule: messenger RNA, 665 nt
Organism: Paramecium octaurelia
Lineage: Eukaryota; Ciliophora; Oligohymenophorea; Peniculida; Parameciidae
Source: the annotation of a GenBank genome assembly